AUGGGUAAACGGAACGCAGCAGCCGCCAUUGUGGACGCGGAUCGGUUGCCACAGUUUGAAACACCACCGAAGCGUGCGAAACAUGCCACGGCAGCGGCGACGAUGGUUGUGGGACCGGUUACGCAGCAAGUGGCGGCCGCCGUUCCUGCCGCUGCCGCACCACCGGCCACUCCGGCGGCGCCAUACUCUCCGAACGUCAGUGCGAGUGAGUUUACGCUCAGCAAAGAGUUUGUCGACGGCACGCUGUUGAUGGAUUUGGCGCUUAAGCAAUGGCGCAUUGGAAAACCGAUCGGCAAGGGUAGCUUUGGUGAAAUAUUUCUCGCCUCCGAUGACAUCGAACAGCCGGUUACGAGCGAGACGGCGGAGUACGUGGUUAAGAUUGAGCCCCACUCGAAUGGGCCACUGUUUGUCGAAAUUCAUUGUCUACUGAACACGGCCAAACGAUCCGAAUCCUGUCAAAUACCGCCCGGAAUGCCCGAGUACAUUGCGUCCGGUUCACACAUGUUCAAGAACCAACGGUACCGGUUUCUCAUCCUGAAGCGCUACCGGCGUGAUCUGCACUCGAUCAUCAAGAACAAGCGCGUCGAUCCGAAGAGCAUCCCGGUGAUCGCCUGUCAGAUACUGGAUGUGCUGGAGCAUUUACACGACCAAGGUUACGUGCACUCGGACAUUAAGGCGGAAAACCUGAUGAUUGGCACCGUUGUCGGCAGCCGCAGCAAGGCGACAGCGAACGGUGAUCACCACCACCGGGCCAAUGACUUUGCCCGGACGGCGGGAGAAAGUGGUGCAGGAUUGCAAAAUGGUGGCGGUUCGCUCUAUCACCAUCACGUUCCGCAAGAUGAUCAUCACAUCGCCGCGAUGUGCGGUGGCCGAUCGCGCACGCUUCGUCCACUGAAAACGGUCACGUAUCGUGAUUUGAGUGACGACGAGGAUCGCACUAAUGGCGCACGCAGCGCCGCACGACGUGGUGGCCGAGGUCGUCGCAGAAAGAACCCGGACGCAUCGUUCACCUACUCGAUCUCACCGCGUCGGACGGCGAACGGCUACGAGGAACUGAAGGCAGCCACAGAGGAGGCCCACUGGAACGAGAUGUACCAUCACAAGCAGCAGAGUCGAGCGGCCGCGGCCGCAGCAGCAGCGGGUCACUCGCAAGCGGCCGCCCCGGCACCACCGCUACCACUUUCCUCCCCACCGCCGGCUCAUGAUCGCAUUCACCUGAUCGACUUUGGGCUGGCGUCAAAGUUUAUGAAUUCGGGUGGUCAGCACCGGCCGUUCUGUAUGGAUCAGCGGCGGGCGCACGAUGGAACGCUCGAGUUUACGUCGCGCGACGCGCACAUGGGAGCGCACGUGCGCCGCAGCGACCUCGAGUGCCUCGGGUACAACCUGGUGUACUGGAGCCGUGGCUUUUUGCCGUGGAAGGACGAAAAGUUGCUCAAUCAGCCGGAGCAGGUGCACCGCAUGAAGGAGUACUUUAUGACGGAUGUGCGCGAAAUGUUGCGCCUCAUCUACGGCGAAGACUGUCCGGCGUAUUUGGGCGAGUUCCUAGCGUACGUCAACCAGUUGACGUACGAUGCGCGGCCUGACUAUCAGCACUGCCGGGCACUGUUUGUGAAGGAGGUGAAACGGCUCGGCGGAACGGUGCCAGCGCGCCACCAGCCGCUCCGGCUGGACUUGGAGGCGAUCGAGCGCGGCAGUGUCCCGCUGACGGCCCAGGAUGAGGCGGAAAUUACGAACAAAAUCAAUCACGUCAAAUCGCUCAUGAAGCUGGGCGGUGCCCUGUUUCCGUACCGCGAAAGUACGCCCCACAGUAAGGCGACGUCCAAGAAUCUGCGCUCGAAGCGUAGCGACGUCCGAAAUUUGCUGCUGGUCGGUGGUGGCAUGACACCCGGAGGUGGCACCGGCGCGGCGGUGGCUGCCGGGGGUCUGGUGAACGGUGGCGCGCACACGCAGUCCGCAACACCGAUAGGGACGCGCAAACGGGUGGAGAAAAAGUUUAGCUGUGAGGAAAUUUUCGCCACCGACGCCGAUCAGAUCGCGCGCGAUCGCGUCGAGAAGGAGUUUGAGCGGGCGGAACAGAUGCAAGACGAAACGGUCCGCCGGUACAAGGGCAAACCGACGUACGCGAUACAGGAGCAGGAGGAGCGCAAACACCGGACCGGCCACAGUGUCGGGGCGUUGGAGUACGCCGAAAGUGAGGACUACAUCAAGGGCUACACGAAACCGAUGAUGGACAUUCUGCGCAAACGGCAAUCGCAGCUGUUCCACGAUAUCGAGGAGGAAAGACGACGCAAGAGCGCGGAAUCGGAGGAGGUGGCCACGGCUCAGAUGAAUGGACAAGACGAAGAUGGGGAGGAAGGGGAGGAAAAUGACAUUGAGGAUGACGCCUCGGAAGAUGACGACGCCGAAGAAGAAGAAAAUGAAUCUGUCGAGGCCGAGGAAGUGGACGACGAGGAGGUGGAAGAACCGGACGAGGAAGAGUGUUACGACGAGUAUCACCCAUCGAAAGGAUCUUCCCAUCGUAAAGGACAGAAAAAGGAGGACACCGAUAGUGACUUUAUCAACGAUGGUGGCUGUGAAGAGGAAGAAGACGAGCAAGAAAAUGAUGAUCCGGACGACAGCGAAGAGGACGACGGCGAAGAGGAAGAGCAGGACAGUGAUUUUAACGAUCAAGAGAGCACGUACGAAAGUGACGAGGAAGAAGAAAUGAUCAUGCCUUCGCGGCGCAAGGGAAUGGCCAAGAAUGGCAACAAGGGUGGUCACAAGCCGAACGCAGGGUCGCGGAAGAGAGUGAUCGUCGAACACCCGGACCCGGAACCAUCAGUCGCCGUUUCGAUCGAUCGCGAUCGAAAGCGAUCGAAACACGCCAACGGUCGAUCGAGAAACCUGCAAUCCUAUCACAAUAACUUCCGCGUCACCGAUGGAACCGAUAGGGCGGACCCGGAAAACGCUACUAGGUACGGGGCGACGGGAUCGGGCGAUCGUCGUCGUGAUAAAAAUAAAUCGCGGAAGGUGCAUCGAACUGUGACCGAAGAUCAGCAUCACCAUAACAACAACAACGGCAGCAACAACAAAGUCUACUACGAUGGCGAUGUCGAUGACUCCUCGCACGACACGACUCCGGCCAAUUCCGCGUCGCAGGCGGAUCACUCCGGGAAGUAUCAGUACAUGAAGCGGCGCAAGUCGGGCCUCCGGGAACGGAUCCGACCGACGGAUCGGGGCAACGAUUACCAGGACAAUCUGCAGCGCAAACGGAAGGCUGCGAUGCGGAACAAAAAGCGCCGCGAAUCGGCGGCCCUGUCCGCGUCUGGUGGUCGUCUGGCGGCGACUGCAGAGGAUGAUCACUGCCUCGAUGAGUCCGGUGUGGAUGAUGACACAUCGCGCAGCAGUCACCACUCGGUGGAGUCUUCAUCGUCCAUGGCCUCAGGCACAACGUCGUCCUCUUCGGCGGCGUCGACGUCCUCAUCGUCGUCAUCCGCCGCGUCCACUGUUUCGACGGCGUCGUCGGCGUCUUCGUUUUCGUCUUCCUCGGUUUCCCACCGACGCGGCCGCCGGACGGCCAACGCUUCCCGCGGCAGCAGCAGUCACCGUUCUUCCGUGCGGCGAAGAGGCAAAUCGGAAGCGGCCACAUCGCUCGGCAGCAGCAGUAACGGCGGUGGUGGCCGUAACGGAUGGAGCCGCUCAAACUCGCAGCACAGCAACCGUUCCGCGACGAACUCGUCCUCACGCUCGUCCUCGGUGUCGGCAUCGACGAUUCAGCAGCAGCAGCAGCAACAGGACGACCAUCAUCACUGGCACGGCGGCGGUCGGGAGACGGACCAUCAGCAGCAGCAGGCCAGGAAACGGCUCGCUACCUUGCCGGAGGAUGACUUCCUGGGCGAGGAAGACGACGAUACGCGCGAUGUCGAUUAUUCACCGAUUUGCACCCGUGGCAAGCGCAAAACGAAGGCGGGUACGGCACAUAACGGCAGUGGCCGUGAGCAUAAGUCAACGAUAGCCAACGUUCGCCGACGGAAUGAAUCGAAAGGUGGUGGUCGGGGUGGUCACAGUAAAGGGACUACCGAUGCAUCCUCCACAUCGUCCGUCGUUUCCUCCUCGUCUUCGUCAGCCACCGGGCGCCAUCGGCAGGCUCCACACGAGUCACGCCGGAGUGGGACGGUGCCGCAGCAGCAACACCGAGGCCGUCGCUAUCAGCAGCAUCAUCAGCCGCAGCCACACUACUACUCCAACCCCCAGGACGCAGGACAACCCCAGCGCCACUCGACGACGAUGUUGGUCCGCACGUACAGCCGUGGGUAG
Anopheles cruzii is the source of this 4296-nucleotide messenger RNA. RefSeq lists its product as uncharacterized. Gene Ontology annotation, cellular component: cytoplasm; nucleus. The transcript is spliced from 6 exons. Gene Ontology annotation, molecular function: ATP binding; protein serine/threonine kinase activity. Lineage: Eukaryota; Metazoa; Arthropoda; Insecta; Diptera; Culicidae. Gene Ontology annotation, biological process: signal transduction; peptidyl-serine phosphorylation; endocytosis. Bases 1 to 4296 code for a protein of 1431 amino acids. The record is from RefSeq and is a predicted model, not a curated record.